GCUGCUGAGGAAGUUUCUCUGGUUGGGGGGUUUGUAGCGGCGGCCGCUGUUGGGACUCGCCCCUGCACCCCCCCCCCGCCCGUUGUACUUGGCGGCCUGAGGCGCCCCCAGCUGAGCAGCAGCCGAAGGCGCGGGAGGAGGCGCAGGCGCAGGCGCAGGCGCGGCGCUUCCAAAAUGUCGCAGACAGCCAUGUCCGAGACCUACGAUUUCCUCUUUAAAUUCUUGGUUAUUGGAAAUGCUGGAACUGGCAAGUCCUGUUUGCUUCAUCAGUUUAUUGAGAAGAAGUUCAAAGAUGACUCAAAUCAUACUAUAGGAGUCGAAUUUGGUUCAAAGAUAAUAAAUGUAGGGGGUAAAUAUGUAAAAUUACAGAUAUGGGACACAGCAGGACAAGAGAGAUUCAGGUCUGUAACAAGAAGUUACUACAGAGGUGCAGCGGGUGCUUUGCUUGUCUAUGACAUUACCAGCCGAGAAACCUACAACGCACUUACUAAUUGGUUGACGGAUGCAAGGAUGUUAGCAAGUCAAAAUAUUGUUAUCAUACUGUGUGGGAACAAAAAGGAUCUCGAUGCAGAUCGUGAAGUUACUUUUUUAGAAGCAUCCAGGUUUGCACAAGAAAAUGAGCUGAUGUUUUUGGAAACAAGUGCACUAACCGGGGAGAAUGUUGAAGAGGCCUUUGUACAGUGUGCAAGAAAAAUACUUAAUAAAAUUGAAUCAGGUGAACUGGAUCCAGAAAGGAUGGGCUCAGGAAUUCAGUAUGGAGAUGCUGCCUUGAGACAGCUGAGAUCCCCACGUAGAGCACAGGCUCAAAGUGCUCAAGAGUGUGGCUGUUAAAAACACACAACAAAACAAACUAAACACUUGUUCUAGAAACAAAAGAUGUCCAUGCAAUUGGUGUUUGUAGCAACAACUGACACAGCUUGAAGGCUAUGCAGUUUUUUUAAAACAUCUUUACUACUGUAUGUGAACAGAAAAACCACUGCUGGAAAAACAGUACGGUAUGGUGGUAGGCAGGAAUGUGCAUAUGACAUAGCAGACUGCAAAACAAACCUGAUAAUUCAGUGGACAGUACUAAGACUCACCUGUAUGUAAACAUUUUCCGUUACAUAUUUUUGUCAUUCACCUUUAAAGUAUUGCUGUAUACUGUAUAUAAUGUAACAGUAAAUUUCCAAAGCAUGAUAUACUUAUGUUUGAUAUAAUAAAUGUUGCACUAAAAGCAAUUAUAUUUUAUUUUUUUAAUCAUAUUAACUAAAACUUUUGUUAACUGAGUUAGGCUUUAUCAUGUUUGUGUUAAUUGCACAGUAGGUUAUAUUUAUGACCUGAAAUACAAAGCCACUGACACUGUCAGUGAUUUUCCUACUUCACUACGUUUGCCACAUUCUACAAGGUGUUUACAUAAUCCAUUCUAGAAUUACGGUGAGGACAUUACCUAAGUUUACUAAUCCUGUCAAAUUUGGAAUGGACAUUUCUAGUGAAGUGCAUCUGUCCUGUUUUCUGACAAUUCUUAAAUAAAUUUUCUCUCAACUGUAUUUUUUCCCUACUUUGUAGGUUAAAAAUGCUGCUGCUAAGUCUCUGAAAUGACAGUUGUCUGACCUUAGAUUUUGGAAGUUUCUUAUCUGUGCUUUCUGGAUCUUUUCUUUUCCUUUUCUACUUCUGUUGUAUAGAAGUGGGGGGCCAAUGAGGUUUGUUUGUUUUUUUAGCAAAACUGUAUUUUCUGUUUACUGCUGUGUGAGUCCAUGAAAGAUCACCACAAUGAUUUCUCGUGUGUCUAUAUGAGAGAGCCGUUUCUAUAAGAUAUUGCUUAAUCUCGUUGGACUGCACUUCUCAAAGAUGCUUUAGCUACUAAUAAAGCAAUCUGCUAUAAAAAGUCUGUUCAGUGAAAAUACCUGUUCAGUGAGGCCAAGUGUUUCAAACGUACAGUACCUAGAAAGUGCAAGUAACUCUGCUGAAUGUGGAAUUUUCAUUAAAAUGUAUUUUAAAUCUUCUAAAAAUCUAUAAUGGUAUUAUAGGAAUUUAAACAAGGGCUUGAUGGUCCUAAUUAGAGGGUCUCUUCAUACAAGUCUCCCCUCUGGCCUGGAAUAAGGUGCCAUCCUCCCUGUUGUCAGAUCCCGCUGAGGGUAUUUCAUAGUGUUGGAUUUAUAUACAUGAGGAAAUGGAAUAUAGGUGGGCUACAUGCAUUUUUCUCUCUGCCCCUGGAAACUAUUAGGUAUUCAGCUUGUCAUAUUAACUUUAGUUCAUAGUUUAGGAUGUUGGAACCUCUCUCCUGACCUCUUUAUUGUGGGGCAGAACAGUCAGCACAGGAAAUCCUGUUGUCAUGGCUCCAUUAGAGCUAUACUUAGGUGGUAGGAGAGAGUCCAAUGACAGCAUGAAGCCUAGGUGUCUACAUCACUCUCCAGGAGUGGUGGGAAAUCUCUGUAGCUUUUGUAUUACCCCCUCUCCACAGGUCCUUAAGUGGCAUUUCUGAAAGGAAUGUAAUAAGGAGAGGGUAGAAAGGUUUCUUAUGAAUGUAAGUCCAGAAUAACUCCAUUGAGCUCAAGUUAUACUAGUGUAACUGAACGGCAUUUAGCCUAAGAAACCUAGUAACAUAAAGAUUAUUUCUUAGACAUCUGUUACAAUUCAUGGGCAAAAACUGCAUUAUUGAUGGACACCUGAAUCCUCACUUGAUAAAGAACACAAAUGGAAUUUAAAUAUUAAAACUAAAUUAUAGGGCUAUAAUUCCAGACGGUAUUGGCAGCACAAAAGCACACAUAGAGUGCUUCAGGUAGAUUCUAGAGCCCCUCAAUGGAAUUCUAAUCCUGCAUUUAAAAAUAGUCCAUGGUGAGGCUUGGUUCAGUUUAGAUAGAGACCCACACCCUUUUGGAAAAAUUGAAACUGAAUGUAAAAGCACAAGGAUUAAAUAGAAUCACUUGACCAUGCUUUAUACAGGAAAAGUCUCUCUUCUGAAGUCUUGCAGGCCAUUAAUCCAAGUAGCUUUGUAUGAUAUCCCUCUCAAUCAAGAGUCAGCAUGCAGCAUUAGACUUAAAUGACAUGUAGAAAAGACUCAUUGUAUUACUCCUGUAGGGAAUUCUGCACCAAAAACAUAAAUGAAUUCUGCAUGCAAUAUUUAUAAUUCUGCAAAAUUCUGCGUAUUGUCAAAAUAAUACACUAAUCACACCAGUUUCAAUUAUUUUAGUAAUUUAUUUCAAAAUACCUAUGAGCAUGUGUGUCUGUAACAAUACAGACUACAAAAAAGGUUCAGGUUAAUGCUUUUUGACAAAUAGAUUCUUUACUAGGCAUAUUUAACCCAAACUCUGAGUAAUUCAUUUAAAUGACAAUACUGAACUAUAUUCCCCCCCCCCCCCCGAGGAAGCAGUGCAAAGGCUUGGGGGAGUCAAGGGUAAUGGAGGCACUUAGGGAGAGGAAAGUAAACUGCUGGGAAGGAGCCUGGAUCUGAAUUUAAAGGGUUUUCUGGGUAUGAGUAGGAAAAGUAUGGAACCGGGAUGGGGCAUGGAGGCAGAUUGUUAGGGAGUGUCUCCACACAGUGCCUAAGAGAGUCCUUUUUACCAUUCAAUCUGCCCCCUCCCCAUGUGUGUCUGUGCCCCCAUGCUCCAUUCCCCUUCCCCCCUGUAGCUCUGCACCCCCCUCCCCCAUGUCCCUGUGCCUUCACUCCCAUUCAGCCCCUGCCCUAGUCUGUCCUUCCCCCACUAGCCCUUAUGAGCCCCUAUCUGACCCCUGCCCCUGAGCAGUCCAUCUCCCUGUAUCUCUUGACCUGGUCCAACAGGCACUGUGAAGAAGGUAGGCUCUUUCUCUUUCUCUUCCCCCUAUCCUGGCUGGGGCUUGCCAGGAGCAGCUGCUGUGCUCUAGCACCACAUUGCCCUCUGGUGGGCAAAAAUGCAGCAACUUUUUAGCAGAAGCUAUUUUCUACCAAAACAUUUUUUAAAAUAUGUAUGGUACAUGAAAAUAUGCACACAUGCACUGAUCAUAGAAUAUCAGAGUUGGAAGAGAUUUCAGGAGGUCAUCUAGUCCACCCCCCUGCUCAAAGCAGGACCAAUUCCCAACUAAAUCAUCUCAGCCAGGGCUUUGUCAAGCCUGACCUUAACCUCUAAGGAAAGAGAUUCCACCACCUCCCUAGGUAACCCAUUCCAGUGCUUCACUACCUGCCUAGUGAAAAAGUUUUCUUAAUAUCCAACCUAAACCUCACCCACAGCUACUUGAGACCAUUCCUCCUUGUUCUGUCAUCAGGUACCACUGUGAACAGUCUAGAGCCAUUCUUUUUGGAACCCCCUGCAGAAUUCCCUCAGGCGUAUUAUAUAUAUAGCAUGGAUGUCUGUUGCCUAGCUGACCAGAAAUGCUCCUAAGGAAUGUUCUUCUCCUAGUAUAUUUGCAUAUAUUUUUUUGGAAACUGCCUAAUACUGCAUUUCAAAGCCUAAAAUAAUGCCAAAGAACCAUACUAUGUAAAUAUCUACCUUGAUCCCAAUUUCUUGGUUGUCUUCCAAGUAUAUAUUAUCUGGAAGUGCUUUCUACCACAGCCCCUUUGUUUCUCCUCCCAGAAAAGAGAAUAUGACUGGUGAUUCAAAAUAGAGGGAGUUUACACAUCAGAUUUGGAAGACCCUGCUGAUAGCUUUUAGUUUUAGAUCAUGCAGUUGCCUGUCCUUUGAUCCCAAACUCUGCUGGGGGUAGUCCAGUGGAAUAUGUUGCCUUCAUACCAGCUUCUCAAAGUUGGGAGAAUUGUGUCCUGCUUUCCAGAGCCCCAAAGAGGACUGAAUGCUGAGAAAUGACUGUCUGGUUUUCACAUUUACACCUCCUGCUCAACUUUUUGGUAGAUGGUGAGAAAAGGGGAAGGCUGCUUGACCUUCCCAGUUCUGAGAUGUAGCACAAGCUGUGGUCUCUCUCCAGCCACUGUUGUUGUGACCAAAGCAGGUAGGGCCUUUAAUCAUCUAGUUUUAUUACCCACCAAGUUAAGGGUGCUGAUAAAAGGAAGGUUUGCUUAAUUCCAAGGUUCUCAAACCCCAGUAAUACUUGCACUGUGGUCUCAAGUGGUUUUCCCCUCCUUGGGUGCUAAACCUCAUUCAUUUUCCUUCUCUGCAGCUCUUUAUUUUUCUCCAUUACAAUGUCAUUAUCUUCAGUGUUACAAAUGUGAUUUUAUGUUUUUUUGUUCUUUCCAAACAAUCUGAGAAAUAACUGGUGCAGAUUUAGAUUUGGAGUGAUAAAAAGUCUCUCUUCAUUCCUCCUGCCGUUUACAUACAAAACUGAUAGAGAAACCUUUUGUUUAUAUGUGAGUACUUUUUGAAGAGUUUGGUCAAUUUUCUGGAACUAAAAAAAGGCUAAGCACAAUUUUUUUCCUGUAAUCAGUUAUCUUAAGCUUCCAGAUUCCCUUCAUGUAGAAUAAAUAGCUUUAUUACAGUAAGCCUUAGUGUAUAUACUUGAUCUUAACAUCUUAAAGUGUUUCUAAAAAUAAAGUGCAUUCAGACAGUGCACAUUAACAAGGUUAAAGUGCAUGACAUAUAUGUUACAAUUUGUACUGUGAUGCAUAUUUCAUUUUAAUGACCAGUUGGUACUAGAGGUAAAGUAACAAGGUGUUCUAAAACUUAAUGUAGCAAGCUUUGGGGAAAAUAUCAUGACAGAGGGUAGCUCUCCACAGUGUGUAGUUUAGAUUAUCUACUAUUCCACAGUGAUAGAUUUGAAGAUGUUACAUUUCAUGCCAGGAACAUCCCCAAACUAAGUUCACAUUUGGCUCUAAAGUUUUAAUCAUACCUGUAACAAGCUAGAUUGACAAAUGUAGUGUUUACUUAAAUAGUCUGCUUACCUUCCAUAUACAUAGUGCAUGCAUUCCAUGUGUGGAGACGUUCUUACCCUAAUUGACUUACCAAAGCAAAAUGGCUCAGCAAAGCUUUCCUACCACAUCAGGCAUCUGAAGUCUAAUUCAUUGUUCAUGGAGAUUUUAGAUUGUUAAAGUUUGUGAUGGUUUAAGUAUUUUAUAAAACCCUCUCUCCUACCUUGAGUGUGUUGCUGCACUACACCAUUAUGUUUGAUGCUUGUAUCUACUCUUGAAUAAAGAAUGUUUUCUGAAGA
Gopherus flavomarginatus (Mexican gopher tortoise) is the source of this 6048-nucleotide messenger RNA. It is a transcript of the gene RAB4A, whose product is annotated as RAB4A, member RAS oncogene family. NCBI's taxonomy places the organism in Eukaryota, Metazoa, Chordata, Testudines, Testudinidae. Gene Ontology annotation, molecular function: GTP binding; GTPase activity. The coding region runs from base 175 to 831 and encodes 218 amino acids. The transcript has 8 exons. Gene Ontology annotation, cellular component: postsynaptic recycling endosome. The record is from RefSeq and is a predicted model, not a curated record. Gene Ontology annotation, biological process: Rab protein signal transduction; regulation of endocytosis.